AUGGGCAAGAGCACCAAGCGCCGUCGACAGCAGCGCGUCGAGGCCGUGGGCGCGCAGGUGGAAGCGAGUAUCCGACAAGACGCGGAAGAAAAGAAGCUCAAGCACGUGGAGGCGACGCAGCUCUUCCAAGUUGACAGCAAGGGCGGCCAGGUGUCCAGUCGUCUGACGAAGAAGCAGAAGCUGGAGAAGCUACAGAAAGACCCUUUGCUGGCAAGUUCACGCAAAUUUGAUGCUGGAAAGAUGAACAAGGGAGAAGUGCUGGCUGUCCAGAAGCUGCAGCAGCAGGUCCAGCAGCUGCCACCAGCGUCCAAGCGGCAACAAAAGAAGCAGAGCAAGCGAAAGAGGAAGCAAGAGCCAACCAAGGAACUCUGGUGUCAGGACGGCAGCGUCAAGGAAGAUGAACGGAUUAAGCUGCUCGAUGAGUAUGUAGCGCCUGUUGUGGUCAAGAAGGUCAAGCGACGCAAACUCAUGGCUUCCACCAAGUACAACGUGCCGACGGUAGAGGUCGCGGCUGCUGGCCAGUCGUACCAUCCAGACUUUGACACGCACCAGGACGUGAUGGCGGAAGCGGUGGCGGAAGAGCUGGAACGUCGCGAGAAGAAGGCGAAGCUGUAUGAGCCCGUGUCCAAGGGCAUGUCAGAGGAGACAUUGCAACACAUUAAACAGGAGUCGUCGGACUCGGAAGUCGGCAGUGACUCGGACGACGAAGACGAUACGACGGAGAAGGCACGCAAAGUGCCCAUGCAGGUGACGCGUGCGCAGCGCAACAAGCGGAUACGACACAAGCUGCUGGAGCAGGGGCAUCACAUGCGACGUGGCGAGAAAGCUAUCGUGAAGCAGAUCAAUGCCUCUCACCAUAUUCUACAGGAUAUUGUAAAAAGCGAGAAGGAGUCGUCAAAGAAGAUGGCGUUGAAGAAGCUCCAGCGAGAGCAAAAGCUGCAAGGAGAGCCGCCAGUGCGCGUGGCUGGAAAGAAUACUAAACUGGACCGCAAGAUGCCGGUCUCCUUCUCUGAGGAGCUCAUGGGCAACUUUCGGACUUUGAAGCCUAAGGGUCACCCCCUCUUGGAUCGCUUCGACAGUCUACAUAAGCGCAACCAGAUCGUCAUCGGUCGCCCGACUAAGACGCGCAAAGCCCGAGUCCGGAUCAUUGACGUGAAGAAAUAA
This is a messenger RNA of Peronospora matthiolae, 1164 nucleotides long. Lineage: Eukaryota; Oomycota; Peronosporomycetes; Peronosporales; Peronosporaceae. The record is from the annotation of a GenBank genome assembly.